GCUGCUUCUGCUACCAUGCACAGUGUUUGCAGGAAGGAAUGCAAGUUUGUUCAUAAUUUUCGGUCAGAGCAUAACCUCCGUGUCUUAAAAACACAUGGGCUUGAAAACUUAAAUGAUGAUGAGUUGUGUCAGCUCCUGCUUCAGAAUGAUUCUUCGCUCUUACCUGAGGUAUGCAUGCACUAUAACAAAGGUGAUGGACCCUAUGGGUCUUGUACCUUCAAGAAGAUCUGCACCAAACUUCAUCUCUGCCAGUACUUCUUGCAGGGAGAGUGCAGAUUUGGCAGCAACUGCAAGCGAUCACAUGACAUUUUAAAUCUGGAAUGCUAUGAAAAACUGGAGAGGCGGGGAAUGAGCCCGGACCUGAUUGCUAAACUGCCUUCUAUCUUCAGGAAUAUGUAUGACAUCAAAAAUCGCACCUCUUCACUGUGCAAAGAGAGGAGAGGCAGUCUUAGUCAGAUAUCCUUGAAUACAAAUAAUAAUGAAGAAUUGGAAGAGAUCUGCUUGUAUUUCAUCAGGAAAAGCUGUAGCUUUCAAGAUAAGUGUAUCAGAAUUCAUUUUCAUUUGCCAUAUAGAUGGCAGGUCUUGGAAGGUGCCCUGUGGAAGGACUUGAAGGAUAUGGAGAAAAUUGAAAAGGCAUACUGUGAACCCAGUAAUACCAGAUUUUCAUUCAGCAGUGCUGGCAGUGGCUUGCAGACUGUAUCUUUUCAGAACAUGACAUGUGGCUCCACCAAAGUUAGACGCCUCUCCACAGCAUCAUCCGUGACCAAACCCCCUCACUUCAUUCUUACAACAGAUUGGCUCUGGUACUGGAAGGACGAAUAUGGUUUGUGGCGUGAAUAUGGAACGGAAGAUGAUGAUCAUUCUGCUUCCACUGUAUGCAGCAGUGACCUGGAAAAUGCUUAUCUAGCAAAAGGGUCUCCAACAUUGCAAUUCAAAGCUGGGAGACAUGAAUAUGAACUCAACUUUAAUGCCAUGAAGCAGAGAAACCUUCGCUUUAAGACAGAGAGGGAGGUUUGCAGGAGACCCAAAUAUGUCUCUCCACAAGAUGUGGAGAAGAGGAGAAUCAGUGGUGUUGAUUAUUCAGAAGAAGAAUCCAUUCCAGCUCACUGGGACAAAUCAGCUUUACCUGAACUGGGAUACAAGCUCAUCAAACUUCCCAGCUCUUCUGACGAAUACAAGAAGGUCCAGGCUGACUUUCAGCGCACAAUGCCCAAAACAGUCAUUCGGCAGAUUCAGAGAAUCCAGAACCCGACUCUCUGGAAAGUAUAUCAGUGGCAGAAAGAGCAAAUGCAGAAGACGAAUGGAGGAAAGGACGUGAGUGAACGAGUCUUAUUUCAUGGGACCAGUAAAAAGCAUAUCGAUGCCAUCUGCCAGCAGAACUUUGACUGGAGGAUCUGUGGUCUUCAUGGGACAGCUUAUGGCAAAGGAAGCUACUUUGCAAGAGAUGCAUCAUACUCUGAUAACUAUAGCAAGACCGACUUAGACAUCAAGACCAUGUUUCUGGCUCGGGUCUUGACAGGGGAUUUUACCCUUGGUAACUCUUCCUAUCUUCGUCCUCCUGCCAAGGACAAUGAAAACCAUUUCUAUGACAGCUGCGUGAAUAGCCUUUCGAACCCAUCUAUCUUUGUCAUCUUUGAGAAACAUCAGAUUUAUCCUGAAUAUCUAAUUGAAUAUAUGGACCAGGCAGUUGCAACUGCUCUGUCAAAGGCUGCACAUGUUUAUUUUCGGAAUUGAUUUAACUGAGGAGAGUUUUGUUUAAUAAAAGUGUGCCCAGUACAUUUUUAUACACACUUAGAUUUUCCACCCUCUCCUUGUAACAGUAAGCGAGGUGGCCAUCUUAAGAUAUUUUCGAAAAGACAUAGUAUUUUUAUGAGUUUCUAAAAUCCUGUCUUUAUUCCUACAUUUCUCCAGUGGGACUAACUUGUUUUUCCCACUGUUAGUCUGUUUCAGGAGAUUUAAUAAAUCUAGUAGAUGUUCAUAUGAUUAUUGCAAUGUGACAUGAAGUAAUGGAAAAGCAAGUCACUGUAAUGUCAUUUUUAAUAAUAAAUAUGUUUCCCCCCAGGGAAGUUAGCUGUGAAACUAGUUAACCAGGGCAAAGUCUGCACAUAGUUUCUUGUGGGCAAGCAGUAUAAUAGUUUCUCUGGGACUGUUGCCCACACAGACCUCCUGUGGAUCACUGCUACCACAACAGGGCAACCUCCUAUGGCCAUCUUUUAGCUAAGAGUUUCUCCUCUUAUUACCUCAGGUUUGUUAAGCCCCAAAUGUGGGUUAUAAAGAAAAUAAGAGGAAGCGUUAAAUCUGUGCUGGUAUGUUAGUUUGACUCAGGCUUUGUGAUGUUAACACAAAUGAGAGACCUGUGUGUUGUGGUUGGAACAGCGGCAAGCUUAGGGUGUGUAAGCAGGGAAGCCAGAGCAGUUGUUGUGUGUUUUCUGCUCUUCAAUUGAACUACUUCAGGCAAAACAUCUAAGAACUUCCCUUUCUAACUCUUUUUCUCUUUUAGACUUUCUUGUAGAAUUGACAUUUUUCUGGCACGAGAGAGAGAUGCGGCUGCUGCAGCUUUCUGCUCUUUUCUGUUCCUAGUUGUCAAAGGUGGGAUAAAAAUACACAUUUGCACUUUUUUAAAGCAUGAUUCUACUUUACGAAUCAGCACCGGGAUCAUGUUUAUUGUCCCUGGUUCCAGAUUAAAGGGGUUUUUUAAAAGGCUGUUUUUCCUAGUUGUCAGCCCAGCAAACUCAACUUGGGGAAACUAAGCAUUGAACAAGAUUCUUUCUUCCUCCUUCAUCAGUGAAAGGUUCUGUAGGUCAUGUCUUCAGGGAAAUCUGUGGAAACACACUAUAUUCUACAGGGUUAAGUGAUUGAUCCUGUAAUUGGACUAUAGAACACAAUUCUGUUGAUAUACCAGAAAGAACAGAAUCUAGUGCACUAUUUGUCUUGGCUAUAUUCACACCUGUAUGUUAACAGAAAUCAAAAGCAAUCAAAACUCCUGACGCUAAUUUUAGCUAUCUCAGUCUUAAAGGAACAGAGACUGGGUAAACGUGCCAUUUCACAUACAGUAGUUGCAUUUCAGAAUAGAACUGUGCUUCUGGGAGGCUUUCCCCUUCUUCUACCUGUUAACUUUUCAUUCACACAUUAGUUAAGCCUGGAUUUUUAAUAAAUACCCCCCAAAAGGGUAUGAUGUGCUGGUAAAGCUCUGUCCAAAAGCUUCCUGUAAUAUGGGAGAACAGAAGAAACUUCUGAAACCUAAUAAUGCCUCUGAUUAUCAGUUGUUACUUAACGCUGGCAUGGGUCUGACUUCAGUCUAGCUUCUGCUCAAAGUUGCUCAUUGGAAGCAAGUGCUAAAACUGGAAACGUAGCAAGGACUGGUGAAAGGUUGCCCAUCCUUGUAUGUCACAAAAUAAACAAUAGUGCCUCGUGCCCUGCUGCUGUGAACAGCUGAGCUACUUAGUAUUGUAGUGACGCUGCUACAACUAACUAUAGAGCUGUUAGAGUGCAUUACUAUUGAGGUGUGAGAAGUCAGGCCACUAAAGCUUUCCAUAAGUUUCACUGUCCGUAUGUGUUUGUCCUGGCAUGUAGGAGGAGUAAAGGUGUAAUAUGGCUUUUAUUGGUACCUGGAAAUGUAAGCAGCUGUAUACUUCUCAUUUACAAUCAUGGUUUUAGUUUCUGAAGCUUAAUAUUUGCAUCACUUAGGAGACUACUCAGGGUUCGUACUCUCCUUUGUCACUGCUGGGGUUACAGCCCGGGUUCCCUGUAAGCUGGGCACUUGUGCAGCCCCUCAGGAGCGAUUCAAAUGCCGCCCAGCUGAUUAGCAGAGACUCACAGCUUGUUCCAAUUGGUGGUGCAUAUUCUUACAUGCUUGAAUGCACAUAAAAAUUUAUUCUGCACAUAGAUGGAAAAAAUCCACACGUGGAUGGAAAAGAUUAGGGGGCACAUUGGUUACAGCAACCGUCUCUGUUAUAGUAGAUGCAUUGGUUAGUUAUAUAUUCCAAGUGCCUCCUGAUUUCCAAGAGGAAAAAAUGUCUAACUGGAAGCUUUCUGUCUGAAACUGAAAUUGAAUCUUCUUAUUCUCGGCUGUAUGUAUGAUAUCUGUCACAACAUGUAUGGCUCCUCUUUUAAUGCAAAUUAAAAUAUAUUGAACUGAAAA
Messenger RNA from Pelodiscus sinensis (Chinese soft-shelled turtle), 4141 nucleotides. NCBI's taxonomy places the organism in Eukaryota, Metazoa, Chordata, Testudines, Trionychidae. The record is from RefSeq and is a predicted model, not a curated record.